This is a messenger RNA of Patella vulgata (common limpet), 2938 nucleotides long. RefSeq names its product run domain Beclin-1-interacting and cysteine-rich domain-containing protein. The transcript is spliced from 17 exons. The record is from RefSeq and is a predicted model, not a curated record. NCBI's taxonomy places the organism in Eukaryota, Metazoa, Mollusca, Gastropoda, Patellidae. The coding region runs from base 118 to 2862 and encodes 914 amino acids.
CCCUCUGGCGAUUGUUAUGAUUUUCUAGAGCAGAUGAUCCUCUUGUCUGACCGAUAUAAAUUGUUUUGGUAUUGUUUCUUAUUUGUUUACUUUUGAAAUUUUAAAGGUGAAGUACAGAUGAGCUUUUUGAAGAAGAAAAAGGUCCUUACACAAGCUGAGCUUUUAAGAGAAAAAAAAAUCAAGAAGUUUUUAACUAAAGAAUUCUCUGUUUCGUUAAAGAAUUUACAACAGAAAUACUUGAACGAUGAUGAACCAGUAUACAGUAAUGAUGCAGCUAACCAUCUUUGUAAUGUAUUAGAAGCAGUAUUUCUUCAUGGGCUGAAAGAUUCAGUUACGGCUAAGAUUGCUAGUUAUGUAAACUUUAACCAUGAUCAUGUGAAUCAAGUGAAUGCAAACUUCUGGAAUUAUGCUGCUGGAUUUACGCACAAGGAUGUGAUCUCCCAGUUAAAACAUCUGGGUCAGAUAACAACGGAAAUAGGACUAUGCAGGGCAUGGAUACGAUUAGGAUUAAACGAUGGAUUAAUGGAGAGUUAUUUAGAGUCCAUGACAGCUGAUAAAAAAACCUUAGAAUAUUAUUAUCAUCAAGUGAGUUAUUUACGAGAUAUCGAACAACCUGGUAUAUUAAUUUCUUAUAUGAAAGGUUUAAUUGAAUUAAACUUUAAAUUGUCUUUCAACUCCAGUGUAUUAAAUAACUGGACAACCACGCCUCUAACUCUAUCUGGUAUACUUGAACCUACCAGUACACCUUCUGCUAUAGUAGAUGUAUCACCUACUGUUUCAGAUUCGAAACCACCUAUGUCAACAAGUCGUCAAAGAUCCAAAUCAGAAGAGAGUCCUAUUCUAGCUCGUAGCUCUAGAUCCAAAUCUAAGGAUGGUGCUGAAUCAGAUAAUGCUUCAAGUUCUGCGGUACCUAAAGUUCCACCUAAUACACCAUUUUCUAAUUCUGGCUUUACAAGACAAGAUGUUGAAGAUAUAAAAAAACUGAUUGGAAAUUUUUACAGUCCUUCCGAUUGCUCAGGUUCCAGUCAAAUUUCUUGUCCUGAUCCUGAUCACGCGGAACAACAAAAUCCAUCGCCAAGAGAUGGUUUCUUUGUAGAUCAAGAUUUAUAUUUAGAGGAGGCGGCACAAACAUCUGAACAAAAGAAUUUCCACGAUGAAAAAUAUAAAACCUCUCUGAACAAAAAUAAGCCACAUGAAUUGCCAGUAGAUUCUAAAGCAUUAAUUAAAGAACAGAAACUCAAGGGAGAGUUAGUUGAUUGUCCUCGUGAUACUCAACCUAACAAAACAGUUGAUUCAUUAGAUACAGCCAAACUAGCUCAGAUUGAAGCAGAAAUCCUUAACUGUCCAAUUGAAUCAGAUAUUAGCUACAGUCAUUCAGGGCACAAGCAAACAAAACAUAAGCCACCGAAUAAGCCAGAAGAGUUAUCCCCUCAUAAUAGCCAUGGAAAUCAUUCGCCACACAAGUCAACUAAACACACCAGACGGCACAGUAAGCAAGACGAAUUACCUCCCUUUGAAAGUCUUAAUUGUUCUCCAAGAGAGAAGAGUGCACCCAUUGCUCCCACUUUAUCAACGGCUGUUGUGGAGACAGUAGACACCGUGGAAGUUGAUAGCGAGUCUUCCAUUGCUUUAGCGAGAGAGGAAAUAAAUAAACAUAAAUCAUCACCAAAACAAACAAACAAUAAAUCGGAAAAUGGCGUCAAUAUUUGCAAUAGUCCAAGAAGUUUUGGUAAUAACCUAAGCCAUGUAAAUAGUUGGUCUUCACCUUUUGAUGAAGAAAAUAUGGAUCAUGUAACCGACCUACCAAGAGCCAGAGCUUCAAGUACCAGUCAGGAAAUACCACAAAGAAAUAAAUCUGAAAGUUUUGGUACAUUGUUACAAAAUUAUACACCUUCUAGUGUGGUUACUUCAGCUUCCAUGGAUGAAGUUUUACAGAAUCUAGAUACAAGAGAAACAACACCUCCACCAAAACCAACUUCCAGUACAGGCAAUGAUGUAAGGGAGCUGAGUGACAGUGGACUUGAUGACUAUGAAAUAGUUCCUGAUUCUUAUUUAUCUCGUGAAGAAGAUGCUAUAAUUUCCACUAAGAAACAACAAAUGACAGAGAUUGCUUUAGAAAAGGGACUAGAUGCUCAAAAUUAUCAGUGUAAUGGUUGUAAACGACCAGUUGGAUUAUUUUAUGGUAAACCUCGAGUUUGUACAUUUGAUGGUGGAUAUUAUUGUUUUGAAUGCCAUGAAAAUGAAGAAUUUUAUAUUCCAGCUUCAAUUGUUCAUAAUUGGGACUUUAGAAAACAACAAGUUUGUAAAGCUAAUUACAAGUUUUUAAUGGAACAUGAAGAAGAAGCUUUGUUAGAUGUAUCAGUUAUAAAUCCUAAACUAUAUGAUCAUGUACCAGAAAUGCAAGAAGUUAAGUUAUUGAGAAUCCAGCUGUUUUAUCUGAAGACCUAUUUAUUUACAUGUAAACAGUCUGUAGCUGAAGAAUUACGACGUAGAGUGUGGCCUAGAGAAUUCCUUUAUGACAACAUUCAUGUUUAUUCAUUAGGGGAUUUUUUUCAUGUGUAUUCUGGCCAGUUAGCUAAAAGUUUGAAAGAAAUCAAUAAGUUUGCUUCCAAGCAUGUGUAUGACUGUUUAUUAUGUAGCCAGAAAGGUUUUAUAUGUGAAAUAUGUAGCAGUAAAAAGGUUAUUUAUCCUUUUGAAACGAUUACAACGCACAGGUGCUCAAUUUGUAAUGCAGUCUUUCAUAAAUCUUGCAUGUCUGAGAAAAUACCAUGUCCAAGAUGCCAGCGCUGGCGCCGUCGAAAGAGUAAUCCAUCAGAAAGUUUAGCUGAUACAGAAGAUUAUGCCAAUACUCCAGAUUUAUAAGUGAUAUUUUUAACUUGUUUAUAUUUUUUUAAUAAAAAAUGGCUAUUUAUGAAUAAUAAAAAUAAUAUAAUAAAUA